GGGCCCUGUGAAUGCAAUUAGAAGGUAAAACCGGAUCCGGCAGGCCUCGGUCAAACCUGCGGCAGGAGGGGGAGGCGGUGCCGGCGCUCGGGCCCGGCUCGCCGUUCGGCGGAAAACCGAACCGGCCCACGUGGGCGCGGCCGCCCCGCCCCGCCGCGCUGACACCGCCCGACUCCGCAGUCCCGCCGCCGGGGACCCUCCGCCACACCGCCAGGUCCGCGGGGCGCCCAGGCCCACGGAUCCCGGCCGCAGGAACGAGUUCCCGCUGCGGAACCCACGCCCGCUGCGCCGGGCGGGCGCCUCCAGGCGACCAGAUGUUUGCCAUCCAGCCAGGGGUAGCUGAGGGGGGCCAAUUUCCAGGGGGCCCACCUCCUGGAGUAUGUCAGCCUGAGCUCCAGCCAGACAACAACUCCAACUUCAUGGCGAGUACCAAGGAUGCCAAUGAGAACUGGCAUGGGAUGCCAGGCCAAGUGGAGCCCAUCCUGAUGAGGAGCUCUUCCCAGUCGCCCUCUCACACCCAGGCCUUCCAGGCCCCUGGACUCCCUGAGGGGGAAGUUCGCAGCCCACCCGAGGGGGCAGAGAUCCCUGGAGCCGAGCAUGAGAAGAUGGGUGGUGCCAGCACAGUCUGCUCCCCUCUGGAGGACAAUGGCUAUGCCAGCAGCUCCCUGAGCAUCGACAGCCCUAGCAGCAGUCCUGAGCCCACCUGUGGGACCCCUCAAGGUCAUGGCCCUGCAGAUCCCCUUCUACCCUCAGUGGCCCAGGCUGUACAGCAGCUGCAGGCUCAAGAGCGCUACAAAGAGCAAGAGAAGGAGAAGCACCACAUGCACUUGGUGAUGUACCGUCGCCUGGCCCUGCUCCGGUGGAUCCGGGCUCUGCAGCACCAGUUGGUUGACCAGCAGGCCCGUCUGCAGGAGAGCUUUGACACCAUCCUGGACAACCGGAAGGAGCUUAUCCGCUGUCUUCAACAGAGAGCAGCACCCUCCAGGUCCCAGGACCAGGGCUAAGAGUGUGCCUCCACUGGGGUGCGAGGGUAUAUAUGUGUAUUUGCAGGCAUGUGUGUGGUUGUGCACAAGUAAGCAUGUGAUUGUUUGCUGAUAUGAGUGCAGACAAGCAUGAGUGAGUAUGUAUGUGCUGCCUCGUCAGCCAGUAUGUGUAGGCAUGUGUGAACACCUGUGCAUUAGCAUGUGUGUGCUGCAUGUGCACAUAAGCUAAUUUAUGUGCAGGCCUAUGUGUGGGUAUGUACAUAUUAUGUAUAGCAUGUCUGUAAGAGGGAGUGAAUUUGAAUAUCCAUGUGUGGACAGGUACCCAACGUGUGUAUGUGUGUGAGUGAAGAUAUACAUACAAAAGGUGUAUGUGCAUGUGAGUUUGCAGUGUAGGCUUGUGGUGUGUGUGUGUGUGAGUGAGCCCUCUGUGUGCAGGCCUGUGUGUAGGGGUGCAUGUGUGCACAUGCAGGCAUGGGAAGUGUAUAUUAGGAGCAUAGGUAUUUGGAGGCAGACCCUCAGGCAAGUGUGUGCAAAUAUACGUUCAGUUGUACUUGUGGGGCAUCCAUCCACGCCGUGUUAGCCAUGGCCUACCCUCACCUUUUCUCCCCAUGGGGUCCCACUGCUCCCUGGAGAGAGGGCUAGCCUGCUGUCAUUUAUCUGAGAAUUGUGGCUGAUCCAUUCUCCUGGGACUUCCCAAGCCACCUCUCCUUUCCCUUCCCCCUCACUCCUCCCAGACCUUGCUCUGCUGAGGCUUUUGUUCCUGGUGGUGGAUUUGCUGCGUGCAUUUUGGUGGCUGCUCUGGCCAGCCAUGGCUCUUUGGCUGCAAUUUUGCCAGGGCAUUGGUAGAAAAUUAGGAUCAGGGAAGGGAACUGGGGUGGUGAUAGACACCAUGGCAAGGAUGGGGAUGGGAUCAAAGAAGAUAGGGAACAGUCGCUCUUGAGCUCUGCCUUUGGGCACAUGGGAGAUGGGGAUGGGGGAGAUAGCAAAGGCAGAAUCCUGUGAAGAAGAGAACGGCAAUCCUAAGGUAUCAGUUCCAAACAAACCACACAUCUCCACUGCAAAGGAGCUGUUGCAAGCCAUAUUGAUUGAAGCUUCUGAUGAAGAGGAAUGUAUGCUUACAAGCAUGUAAGGAAUGGACAAGGUAUUCCACAGCUGUUGGUAAAAUUCUCCCUUCCCUCUCUGGACCUCAGCUUGCUGUGCUUCUCUGGCUUUAGCAACACUGGAUGUUGAAUAGUUUGGUCCAUUCCCCUGAAAU
Messenger RNA from Manis javanica (Malayan pangolin), 2238 nucleotides. RefSeq names its product chromosome 4 C1orf216 homolog (gene C4H1orf216). The record is from RefSeq and is a predicted model, not a curated record. NCBI's taxonomy places the organism in Eukaryota, Metazoa, Chordata, Mammalia, Pholidota, Manidae.